GACCCCUUCCGUGUCCUCUACCCACAGGCACGGCGUAAAUGCAAUGAUCGAUAUAAGUCCAUUUUACGUGGACACGUCACACUUGCUCCACCACUCCGCCGGACAUCACGAACCGGAUAUAGCGACCGGAACGCCCAGAACCGGAUAAUACGACCGGCUUGCCUCAGAACCGGAUAUCCAGAAACCGGACACAAUGAAGCCGCGAAAUAUACGCUGUAUGAAGUUUUUCCUGGCUCUUUUCAACAUUGUUUUUAUUCUAUUCGGGCUAGUGAUAAUGGCGAUAUGCGUGAUCAACAUGCGCGAGCGCAAGGCGGGGCAGUCGGCGCUGUCGCGGGGAGUACUCUCGUUCCUGUUCACGCUGGGCCUGGGCCUGCUCAUCACGGCCAUACUGGGCUGCGUGGGCGCGCUCCGAGAGAAUAUUAAGAUACUUUAUGUGUACGCGUGUUUCCUGAUAUUCCUGGUGUCUGUGGAAGUGGUGGUGGGUGUGGGGGGCGCGGUGCUAAGCGCGUGGGUCGGCGGGGGGGAGCUCCGUGUUCAGUUCUACAGGAACUCCACUGAGGACGGUCAGCAGCCGCAGGUGUUCUGGGAUAAUCUGCAGUCUGAGAACCAAUGCUGCGGCGUCGACGGUCCACAGGACUACGAAAUCGUUCACAGGGACAUCCCCCCCUCGUGCUGCGCCAAGGCCCACCCGCUGCGGGAGGGGGGUGCCAGGCGUCACCUCCAUGCCACGUGCCUGGCAGACAAGUCAUACUACACGCACGGCUGUGAAGAGGUGUUGAGGCAAAAGAAAGCGCUGAAGGGAAAUAUCUUUAUAUCGAAUGGAGUGAUUUUCACGUUAUUGGAGAUUGUAUGCAUCGUGUUGGCUUUGUGGAUGGCGAAGUCAGUGCGGAACGAGAGAAGGAAACUGCAACAAAACCUACAAGCUCACUUCGAAUCUUAGCUUUAUGGCGCUUGCACACACUAGCCAAGCUACUUGUCAAGCAGUGCUUGUCUAGAAUGUCUAGUGUGUUAAUGAAGCAUUACUUGUUAAAGCAUUUAAUACACGUGUGCUGUAUGUCGUGUUCAUGUUACACUAGUCACUUAGAAAUCCCUAUAGAACUGAUAAUGAUGAAAUAGAAAUACGAGUAGUCAUCAAUCAAUCCGGUACCACAGUAUAACAAUAUGACAUAUCCCCCGGUACUAAAGUCAUAAA
Molecule: messenger RNA, 1192 nt
Organism: Aricia agestis (brown argus)
Lineage: Eukaryota; Metazoa; Arthropoda; Insecta; Lepidoptera; Lycaenidae
Product: 23 kDa integral membrane protein-like
Exons: 5
Coding region: 194-940 (248 amino acids)
Cellular component (GO): membrane
Source: RefSeq, a predicted model, not a curated record